AUGGAUGAGCUGUCGAUCAACACCGCGAAAAACAUGGAAAGCGUGGAAAGCGACACGGAGGCUCAACGCCUGAGAAGAGCGGCGGUGAUGGUCGACGGACACCAGGCAAAACGUUCCAAGCGUACCGAGGAUGGCGAGGAAGUGGUGCAGAACGGAGAAUAUUAUAGAACUGGAAAGGUGAAAAAGAUUCACCUUCUUAACUUCAUGUGUCAUGAUGCCUUAGAAUUAACAUUAAAUGAGAAUGUUAACUCUAUUGUGGGACUCAGUGACAGUGGCAAAAGCGCUAUAUUGACUGCAUUGACUGUAGGGCUCGAUACGAGAGCAAAUGUUACGAGAGGGGGAACUUCUGUCGAAAAGUUUAUAAAGAAGGACAGGAACUCUGCUACCGUUGAGAUAAUAUUAGUUAAUAAAGGAGACACUGCAUAUAAACCUGACAUUUAUGGCGACACAAUUACAGUUAUACGUAACAUUGGAAAUACCUCGUCGUAUAAUAUUAAAAAUUGGAAAGGAGAAGUUGUUUCUACAAAACAAGAUGAAUUGGACAGUAUCAUAACGACGAUGAAUAUACAAAUUGAUAAUCCAAUAUCUGUUUUGAAUCAGGAAGUUUCAAGAAAAUGUUUUGUUACCUCUAAGCCUGAUGAAAAGUACAAUUUAUUCAUGAAAGCCACUCUCUUGGAUGGUAUUGAAAAUAAUUAUAAGGAGGCUCUCUAUAUAUGCGAAGAGGAAUACAAUAAAUUAAGGACAUAUUCUGCGGCCUUGUCGCAAGUAAAGGGAGAGAUACAGAAAUUGAAGGAAAGUAUACAUAGAUUAGAGGAAAUGGAUGAAUCACGAGCAGAAUUAAGUAAUCUCGAAACGGAAUUUCAGUGGGCUAUGGCGAUUACGGAGGAAAACAAACUUCACAAAAUACAAGAGAACUUAAAAACGUAUGAAAAUAAUUUGCAAGAGCUUCAGAAUGUGGAAUCAUCUAUUGGAACAAAGGACGAAGAAAUUGAUACAAAAAUUCAAGAGAUAAAGCAAAAAAUUCUGCAAACAGAACAGGAAGUAACAGAUAGCAGUGAAGCUUAUAACAGCGCGAAACAAAAACUUAAGACUGCGAAUGACGCGCUCUCUAAUAAGCAACGUGAGUGGCGUACUAUAUCAAACAAAAUAAAACGAUUUGAAGAAGAUGUUCAGUUGCUGAAAAAGGAAAUUAUAAAAUUAGAAAGCUGCAAUGAUGAAGAACACAACAAAAGAAAAGAGAUGAAAGAGCAGUUGUCAAAGUUGGAAGAACAACUGGAUGAACUCGAUGCCUCGUUACGUACUAAGCAAACGGAAUUAAUGCAUUUGGAGGCUGAUAAGAUGCGACUUCUGCAGGAAGUACAAUCUGCCAAAAACGAAGCUGAGAAUUUUAACAGACAAAUAAAUAAGAUCAAAAAAGAUUUGAGCGCAGUCGAGCAACAAUCGGAUAAUGCAUUGAGUGUAUUUGGGCGAAACAUACCACGCCUAUUGAAGAGAAUCGAAGAGGAAUUUAAGAAAAAUCGAUUCAAGGAAAAACCACGCGGCCCUAUUGGUGCUUUCAUAAAACUGAAGGAUGCAGCUUGGGCACCGGCAGUAGAAAAUUUCUUCGGUUAUCGCUUCCUUAGCUCAUUCUGCGUGGAUAAUAGUCAGGAUGCCAAGUUGUUGACCAGUAUUAUGAAGGAAAUUUUCUACAACGAGAACCCUCUCCAAAUAAUAUCUAGCAAAUUUUUUUACCAG
This is a messenger RNA of Temnothorax curvispinosus, 1734 nucleotides long. Its product is annotated as structural maintenance of chromosomes protein 6-like. Gene Ontology annotation, biological process: double-strand break repair via homologous recombination. Lineage: Eukaryota; Metazoa; Arthropoda; Insecta; Hymenoptera; Formicidae. Gene Ontology annotation, molecular function: ATP hydrolysis activity; single-stranded DNA binding; damaged DNA binding. Gene Ontology annotation, cellular component: site of double-strand break; Smc5-Smc6 complex; nucleus. The annotation marks the transcript as partial. The record is from RefSeq and is a predicted model, not a curated record. The transcript is spliced from 10 exons.